Messenger RNA from Musa acuminata subsp. malaccensis (wild Malaysian banana), 558 nucleotides. RefSeq lists its product as uncharacterized. Gene Ontology annotation, biological process: mRNA splicing, via spliceosome. Gene Ontology annotation, cellular component: U2 snRNP; precatalytic spliceosome. The record is from RefSeq and is a predicted model, not a curated record. Lineage: Eukaryota; Viridiplantae; Streptophyta; Magnoliopsida; Zingiberales; Musaceae.
CUACUGGAAGGAACGGAGCCCUAAUCUCGUGACUUUAACACCUCGCAGGCGUCCUCCAAUCUCCCUCUCCGGCGACCCGCGAGAACAUAGCGGAAGAUGGAUUUGAAGGCUAGCGACAGAUUCAACAUUAAUUCUCAGCUCGAGCAUCUUCAAGCUAAAUAUGUUGGAACAGGGCAUGCUGACUUGAGUAGAUUUGAAUGGGCAGUGAACAUCCAGCGUGAUAGUUAUGCAUCAUAUAUCGGUCACUACCCUAUCCUGGCAUAUUUUGCGGUUGCUGAAAAUGAAUCAAUUGGAAGGGAACGCUACAAUUUUAUGCAGAAAAUGUUGUUGCCCUGUGGUCUUCCACCAGAGAGGGACGAAGAUUGAAGUGGAUUAUCACAGCGUCUUCGAAUCUGGCUUCUGAGGUCGAUUGUGGGUUCCUUUUGCCAGGGAGUCGAGAAACAAUCAGGGUGUAACCAUAUUUCUAUCACCAAGUUAUUGUAGUUAUCAUGUCUCCUUGAACUUUCAAGUUGGGAUUUUUAAGUUAAGCUCAAUCGAACUUGCUCCUUUCUACCUGAA